ACACUAUCGGUCUUAUUUUGUCAUCAACGAACUUCGUUGUCUACUAUAAACCAGAUAUUGUCUGUUUCAAAGCGUUCGAUGAUGACAAGGUCCAAUCAAAAGAAGGAAAAAGUUAAAAAUCCAUUUUCAUGUCCCUUCCAAACUGACCCUAUAUCAGUUCUACCAUAUCUCCCUCGUUCCAACCAUAUCGUCUUAUCGGGCUCACAAUUUCAGUUUUAUAGAGAGAACCAAUGGGAAGUGCCUCAUCGAUGUUAACGCAAUAUGACAUUGAAGAAGUUCAGGAACAUUGCAAUAAUCUAUUCUCUCAGCAAGAAAUAGUGUCCUUAUACCAAAGAUUUUGUCAACUUGAUCGGAAUUCAAAAGGUUUCAUCUCGGCCGAUGAGUUCUUAUCGGUUCCCGAGUUUGCAAUGAACCCGCUUUCUCAGAGGCUGCUGAAAAUGGCGGAUGGUUUAAAUUUUAAGGACUUUGUGGCUUUCUUAUCUGCUUUCAGCACUAAAGCUAGUCUGCAGCAGAAAAUUGAACUGAUUUUCAAGGUGUAUGACACUGAUGGUAAUGGAAAAGUGUCUUUCAACGACAUACUGCAAGUGCUGCGGGAUUUGUCUGGUUCAUUCAUGUCAGAUGAGCAAAGAGAGAAAGUCUUGAUCCAAGUUCUGGGAGAAGCAGGCUACACAAGGGAAUCUUGUUUAAUGUUGGAUGAUUUCAUCAAGGUUUUUGGCAGUUCUGGCGUAAAUAUGGAGGUGGAAGUACCAGUGGACUAAGUUGAGGUAGUGUGCUGUUUUUCCUCCCACAUCUAAAAGGUGGAAAUCUAUAGUGCACAGCUGGUCUCAUUCCACAGAAGAUCAAUCAGAUGAAGCUGGAAAUAUACAGCGUUUAAGCAAUACUUUCUUUUUCCUUCUUUUUGGUCUUGAAUUUCAGUAAUAAUGAACCUUUGUAUUAUCAGAAUAAGAUGUCCAAGUUUCCAGGUUCUCUGUACAUAGAUUUUAUGGACUUAUGUAAUACGAGAUUGUUGUUUUGCUGCA
Molecule: messenger RNA, 1019 nt
Organism: Morus notabilis
Lineage: Eukaryota; Viridiplantae; Streptophyta; Magnoliopsida; Rosales; Moraceae
Product: calcineurin subunit B
Exons: 7
Coding region: 231-758 (175 amino acids)
Molecular function (GO): calcium ion binding
Source: RefSeq, a predicted model, not a curated record